UGCGCACUGGCUCGGGCGCGACCAUCGAGCUUACACGGGUGAAAACAGGCGACCAGCGCGGAUCCCACUUCGCGAGCCAUUAUAACAAUUACCAGCCCCGACCCCUGCAUCCGCCGCAGCUGAACGUCCCGACGAACCUCUCGUCGCCCUCUUCUCAGGCGUCGGAAACCAUUGCGACGCCUCCCACAGAACAUCGACAGACCCCGGGGUCGUCAAGCAUGAACGCCAACGGCAAGCGACCAGUCUCACCCACUCGUACGCAGUCCGGCGAUGUGCGGAAGAAGUCUCGCAAAGACGAUGACGGCGACGAAGCUCAAAGUCCGGGCGCGGAGAAGGGUGAUGACGCCCCUAAACAGAAGUCGACGCGUGGAUCACGAGCCUGCAUGGUAUGCCGCCGGCUCAAGAUGAAGUGUGUCGGCGCGGAAAAUGGCCCACCGUGCAAGCGUUGUCAGGCGGGCAACCAUGAAUGCGUGUUUGAGGAGUCAAAUCGUGGGAAGCGUUCGACGAAAAAACAUGAGAUCCUCACGCGCUCGUUGCGUAAGAUGGAGCGCACUCUUGAUACCAUAUUCCGCUCGCUCGGUGCACCGCCCUCUGAUGGUCCCUCGCGUUCGCCCUCGCCCUCGGGGCAGCCACCACCCUCGGGCGAGACGCAUCCACUCCUGGCUUCGCCUCCACAGUCGCCUAGACCUGAAAGCGUCCCUGUGCACCAAAGUCAAAGACGAUCAUCAGACCAGCCGCCUCCCUCACCGAAGCUUCCCUCGCUCCCAGAUGAUAACCUGAACCCUCUUGGCUUGUUGGCGGAAGCCAGUCUAGCGAACCGACGCGCGCAGGCUGGGGCGAAGAGCGACCUGGCGAGUACAGCGAUGCUUGCACAGAGGCAGGAACCCAACAGGAUGGGCGUGGCGAGCGAUCUGUAUUUCAAACCUGGGCCAAUGAGCAUACUGCCGUUGAGGCGGCUGUACAUCGAGCGGCAGAUACAACCGGAGAUGUUGACCUUUGUCAGUACUGACGAGGUCAUUGCUCUGUUCAAAAUAUAUUUUGAUUCCAUGAACGUUCACUGUGCAUUGCUCGACCCUGACUACCACACCCCAGCGCUGGUGUGUUCACGGUCGCCCUUUCUGCUCACCACCAUUUGUGCCGUCGCCGCCAGGUUCUACGAUGCCCGCCCAGAGCUUUAUCCUCGGCUGACUGAGCUGGCGAAGAAGCUCGCGUUCAACGUGCCGGCGCGGGGAUACAAGUCCGUGGAGAUUGUCCAAGCGUACCUGCUCAAUACCCUGUGGGGCUGUGGGCCUGUUGAGCGAUAUGAGCAGGACCGGACGUGGAUGUUGCUUGGCAUGGGUAUCAGACUGGCGAUCGAUCUCAACAUGCAUCGGCCGACAAAUCUACCCAGCGACCUCGCGGACGAAACUCGUGCACGUGAACGAGAGAUACAUAACCGACAACGGACCUGGAUAGUUUGUUUCAUCCUCGAUCGCAGCUUCAGCGCGCAGAUGGGAAAGCCUCACACAAUCAAGGAAGAUUUCAUCAUACGCAAUGCCUUGGAGUGGUCGCAGUCACCGCUAGCCAUGGCUUCAGACGCGCACACGGCAGCAAUGGUGGAUCUCCAACGGAUACUCACUCGAAGCCUGGACCUCCUCUAUUCUGGGACCAGUUCAUCAUCCGGCCUGCAAGACGACUGCGACUACCUCUUAGUCAUUAAAACGAUGGAGACGCAGCUUCUUGCGUGGCAACACGAGUGGCUACGCAUUCGGAAAAUCGACCAGGGGGAGAAGACCGAGUGGUCGCGGAAGUACUCGCAGCUGUCCUGCAAAUUUUACUUCCACUACGCGAUGCUCACGAUGAACUCCUUCGGGCUGCAAAACGCCCUGCAGCGCUCCGUGGUGGACAUUGGGCAUUUCUUUGCCCGGUGCCACUCCAGUGCGGUCGAGUGUGCGAAGGUCAUCUGCGACGAGUUCGAGAGUCUUGGAUACUUGAAGUAUGCGCCGGAUUGUCUGUUCGUUCAGGGGUCGUAUGCUGUGCUCAGCUUGUUGAAGCUCUUGCGUCCCGAGUUCAAGUCUUUCUUCGACCACGAGCAGAAGAUCAUCACUUUAAUCAAAGGCGUUGCUGACGCCUUCGAGAGGGUCUCCGUCGCAACUCUGCAUACUCCCGCUCUCUACAGCGUGUUCCUCCGUGCUCUGAUCUCAGCUCGCACCGGUGCUGAAGCCCUCCCAAGCACAACCGCAAACGGUGCGUCCACAUCGCAACUUGCGGAGGCACACGAGGACAAUAUGUCGACGGCGACCGACGAGUCUGCGUCUCGAGACGUGGACAUGCCGCAGCAGGAAGGACACGGGGCGCCGCCGCCUGCUCCAGACCCAUUCUCUGGGUUCUUUAGCAACGGAGAGAUGGGCCCCGUAGCCGACAUGUCGACAUUCCCGCCAACGAUGGCACCGAACCCGUCGUUGCCAGACAUGAGCAUGAUGUCGAUGGACAGCAUCUUGAGCGCGGACUUCUGGGAUAGUAUGCUCGUUCCAGGUUCCUCCAAUGGGAUGGAAGGCCUGAGCAAUGGCUUCGUGUACGGAGCAGGCGGGAGCGGGCUCAUCACGCCUCGCAUGUGGAACUCGCCAUUGCCCUCCGCUGAUGGCAGUCGCGACUACUUGCCGGACAAAACAGACAACGGGUACAGCGUUCCCCAGGCUCGACUACAUCAAUCUGACACGCAAGGCAGAUCACUCCCAUGACACGGAUCUACUGCCUCCGAGUUCCUGCGCAUCACGUUCCUGCCAUCGUUGCCUUCCUCCCUGCCGCUCGCACCUAAGUAUUCGCGUGGACCAUGUGUCACGUCGGCUUCGUGCUGGCUUACUAUUGUCUUGUCUUGUCUUUUAUCUUCUCGUGUAAUAAUCAUUGGGUAGUGUGGAAGUGACUUUCUACUGUACGACUAGUUUUGAGUCCGACGCAUAGAAAUACAAGCCAAUAAUACCGAUUGUAG
Messenger RNA from Fomitopsis serialis, 2968 nucleotides. RefSeq lists its product as uncharacterized. The record is from RefSeq and is a predicted model, not a curated record. Gene Ontology annotation, molecular function: zinc ion binding; transcription cis-regulatory region binding; DNA-binding transcription factor activity, RNA polymerase II-specific. Gene Ontology annotation, cellular component: nucleus. NCBI's taxonomy places the organism in Eukaryota, Fungi, Basidiomycota, Agaricomycetes, Polyporales, Fomitopsidaceae. Gene Ontology annotation, biological process: regulation of DNA-templated transcription; DNA-templated transcription. The transcript is spliced from 13 exons. The coding region runs from base 219 to 2720 and encodes 833 amino acids.